Messenger RNA from Corythoichthys intestinalis (scribbled pipefish), 2910 nucleotides. RefSeq names its product FLVCR choline and putative heme transporter 2b (gene flvcr2b). Bases 563 to 2065 code for a protein of 500 amino acids. Gene Ontology annotation, molecular function: heme transmembrane transporter activity; heme binding. Gene Ontology annotation, cellular component: membrane. The transcript has 11 exons. NCBI's taxonomy places the organism in Eukaryota, Metazoa, Chordata, Actinopteri, Syngnathiformes, Syngnathidae. The record is from RefSeq and is a predicted model, not a curated record. Gene Ontology annotation, biological process: heme export; transmembrane transport.
AGUAACUUCCGGUCAGCACGCGCAAACUCUAAUUACCCGGAUGUCUUUGAACUCCAAAAUGGGUUAACAAUGACAUUCGUGUUUAAUGUCGCCCGUGUUUCCCGUUAUUUGGACCACUCGUGACUCCUCUUCGACCAGUUAUAACACCACCCCCGUCCCCCGGCAAAAGCGCUUGUAGGUCCGGGUUGGUCCGUAGUGGGUGGACGGUGUCAGUCUUUCCUCCACGUGUUGACACUCGGGAAGGAAGAGCCAAGAAAGGGGAGGGGGGGGGGGGUCAUACUGUACACCGCUACUGAGCUUAUCUGCCUCACUUGACUGCCUCCUGGCUCGAAAUUCACGCCGAUAUUUUUGCAACUUGUACCCGCCAGAGUUCAAAUUCGACCCCAACGACGACGUCCUUAAAUACGGACGCUAAGUUCGACUUGGCGUACAAUUCCUUCCCGAAUUAAAAGUUGUCCCCGGUGACAACGUCUUAAAGAUAAUUCCAGUCGCUUUUAUUCGAGCCUCCUAUGUGCUGUUUUGCCUGGACCGAGCGACUAAAUCACGAACCGACCAGCUCACCAUGAGCGGGGAGCCAGAGGAGAAGAAGCCCGGCGAAGAGCAGCAUGACCCGGACAAGCGCGCCAAGCUUGAGUCGGGGGAAGAACCGGAGAGUCUCCAGCGGCUCGGCGGUCCGAGUGAGCCGGGCACGAGCGACAAAGUGUGGGAGACGCGCUUGUACAAACGCCGCUGGGUUAUGGUGCUUCUUUUCAGCUCGUACUCGCUGUGCAACUCCUACCAGUGGAUCCAGUACGGCAUCAUCAGCAACAUCUUCAUGGAGUUCUACCAAGUGGACGCUUUCACCAUUGACUGGAUGUCCAUGAUCUACAUGCUGACCUACAUCCCAUUCAUCUUCCCAGUGACGUGGUUGUUGGACAAGAAGGGUCUGCGGGUGGUGGCCUUGGCCGCCACAGCGCUCAACUGCGCCGGGACGUGGCUGAAGGUCGGCAGCGUCCAGCGCCACCUGUUCGCCGUCACCUUCUUGGGGCAGUUCUGCUGCUCCUUGGCUCAGGUCUUCAUCCUCGGCAUGCCGUCCAGGAUCGCAUCCGUGUGGUUUGGGUCCAAUGAGGUGUCCACAGCUUGCUCCAUAGGGGUCUUUGGGAACCAGCUGGGAAUCGCCAUCGGCUUCCUUGUUCCGCCCAUCCUGGUGCCCAACGUGGCUGACAUGGACGAGCUAGCGCGCCACAUUAGCGUCAUGUUCUACAUCACGGCGGGAGUGGCCACCUUUCUAUUUGUACUCGUCGUCAUCGUCUUUCAGGAACGUCCCAAACUCCCCCCGACACAAGCCCAGGCCACGGCUCGUAGCAUCCCACCCGAGCAGUACUCCUACACGGCCUCCAUUUUGCGGCUUCUCCGCAACAAGCCCUUCAUUCUUCUCAUCAUCACCUAUGGCUUGAACGUAGGUUGUUUCUAUGCAGUUGGCACCUUACUAAACCGCAUGAUCAUCGAGCACUACCCGGGCGAAGAAGUGAACGCCGGCAGAAUCGGGCUCACUAUUGUCAUCGCCGGCAUGGUGGGCUCCCUCAUCUGCGGGGUGUGGUUGGACCGGACCAAAACCUACAAGCAGACCACCCUGGCCGUUUAUUUCAUGUCUCUUGUGGGUAUGAUCGUCUAUGCCGCUACACUAAACCUCGGGCACCUUUGGGUGGUCUUCAUCACUGCUGGAGUUCUUGGGUUCUUCAUGACGGGUUACUUGCCGCUGGGUUUUGAGUACGCGGUGGAGUUGACUUAUCCCGAAUCGGAAGGAACGUCCUCUGGACUGCUCAAUUGUUCUGCACAGGUGUUUGGCAUCAUCUUCACCAUCUGCCAAGGCCAGAUCAUUGACAAAUUUGGAACUCUGCCCGGCAACAUCUUCCUGUGUGUUUUUCUUUUCGUGGGCACCAUCAUGACUGGCUUCAUCAAGUCGGACCUGAGGCGACAGAAAGCUAACGCGUUAGCCAAAACGAAAGCGGAGGCCGCGACGGCGGGACCCGACUACGGCGCCACGGCGUUAAUGUCCACGUCGCAGACGCCGACUGCGAUAUAAAGCCUUCCCUAAAACCUCUCAAACAAAUCAUAGCGCCGCCUACAGACGCACUGAGGGACCAGCCGACAGCCCGCGGGGGAGCGCCGUCAUCAUCCAACAAACCAAGUUUUAAACCAGCAAAGCACUUACAACAGACCAAUCGCAUCGUUUACACCUGACAAGAGCGCUAUAUGUACAACUGUAAUACAAGACAAAUGAAUUCCAAUAUGCAACUUGACGUCAAUUCUGACGAAUACCUCGGACAAUCCCGAAUCACUUGACAAUUUUACCAGCAACAGUAUUGAAACUAUGAAUUUUCUAGAUAAUCAAAAUGUAUUUAUGACUAAUUUCAAGCACAAAAUAUGACGUGAUUUGUACGCUUUAUACACACAUAUUUACAUAUGAAUGUAUAUUUAUGUCAUAUUCAUGUUUACACUUUAACAUGAUAAAAAAAAUGGAAUGAGACCUUUGUUUUUUCCCCUUUACAGAACCUGAUUGCGCCUCCUCUUAUGGCCACAAGGUGGCGUCAUUGCUUUAAGGCUUCAGGCUAGUGGUAAUGCUUUCUUACAUUUAUUGUUAUGAGUUUAUUUUUAAAGUAAUAGAGUGAUUCUUUGUCACAUUACAUUUAUAUAAAAUUUACAGUUUUUAAAGGGGGGAGACAGCAUUUUUUUUAAAUGUACGCUAUAUUUUUAAUUUUUUAAUUUCAAAGGAAAGAAAACUUCACAUUCCUCUCAUGCAUUUUAGUUGUCAUUAAAAAAGCAAAAAGGGAAAGUUUUUAAAUUUACUUGCAGCUUAUCGAAGAACACUAAAUUAUGUACUAAAAACUUUUUUUUUUAUUCAUGUAAUUACAUUUUUUAAUUCCAUUA